This is a messenger RNA of Penicillium argentinense, 4755 nucleotides long. RefSeq lists its product as uncharacterized. NCBI's taxonomy places the organism in Eukaryota, Fungi, Ascomycota, Eurotiomycetes, Eurotiales, Aspergillaceae. Gene Ontology annotation, molecular function: guanyl-nucleotide exchange factor activity. Gene Ontology annotation, biological process: regulation of ARF protein signal transduction. The record is from RefSeq and is a predicted model, not a curated record. The coding region runs from base 1 to 4755 and encodes 1584 amino acids. The transcript is spliced from 5 exons.
AUGCUCGAUAGCACCAUGUCGGAUCCCCUACCAAUUGCCAUCGACCCCGUGGCUUUGGUGACAACAGAAUGCAUCACCGUCACUUCCUCCAUGCGGAAGCAUGCCCGCUGGGCGCACUCCUCCGUCUCCGCCAUACUGGGCGGUAAUGGAGGCUCGCGAGUCUAUGAACGGGAUACCUCAGCGCCCCCGAGCCCACGCAAGAGCGGACAGUCUACCCGCGGUGACGAAGAUCAUGCUCUGGCAAACCGAUGGGGUCUCCGAGGCAAGAAGGGCAAGAGCAUGCAGGACAACCCGUUGAUAUCGGCUUUCACUCGCCUUCGCAGUGACCUCAAGGGCUGCAAGGACAUUCGCGCAUUCGAUACGCCUGCCCUCCUUCAUCCAUUCCUCCAAGUCGUUCGCUCCUCCUCGACCUCCGCCGCAAUCACCUCCCUCGCCUUGGUUGCCAUCACCAAGUUCUUCUCUUACAACAUCAUCAAUCGCGACUCGCCUCGACUUCCGAUGGCAAUGCAGCUGCUGUCCGCCGCAAUUACACACUGUCGAUUCGAAGCAAGUGACUCAUCGGCGGAUGAGAUCGUCCUGCUGAGGAUUUUAAAGUUGAUGGAAGGCAUGCUCUCUCGUCCGGAGGGAGAAUUGCUGGGCGACGAAAGCGUGUGCGAGAUGAUGGAGACAGGAUUGAGCAUGUGCUGUCAGGGCCGCCUAUCGGAAGUGUUGCGGCGGUCUGCAGAGAUGGCCAUGGUGAAUAUGUGCCAAGUCAUCUUCACACGAUUGACACAAUUAGACGAUGAAAUACCGCAAGGGCCAGCUCCAUUCGCGGACGAAACCUCCGAAAAAGAUACAUCAACUCUAAAGAUGGAUCCAUCAGUGAAUGGUGAUACAGUGACCUCGCAACACCAGUCCGCCAUCAGUGCAGACACCGCAGCUCCGGAGCGGAACAGCUCGAGCCGAGAGGGGACCCCAGAACAGUCGGGCAAUGGGAGUGCUGCUGCUGCUGCACCCCCAAGUCUCCAGGAUGACUACAACGGCGAUGUGCAGCCGUACUCUUUACCAUCUAUUAGAGAGCUAUUCCGGGUAUUGAUCGAUCUCCUUGACCCUCACAAUCGUCAGCAUACCGACACGAUGAGAGUCAUGGCCCUUCGAAUCAUUGAUGUCGCCUUAGAAGUGGCUGGACCGUCUAUCGCUCGGCAUCCCAGCUUGGCUGCUCUGGCUCGAGACGAUCUCUGUCGUUAUCUCUUCCAGUUGGUUCGCUCAGAACAGUUGGCAAUUCUCACCAGCUCCCUGAGAGUCGCUGGUACAUUGCUGUCGACAUGUCGGCCUGUACUGAAGCUUCAGCAAGAGCUCUAUCUCUCGUACCUGGUGGCAUGUCUUCAUCCCCGAGUCGAGAUUCCCCAAGAAUCUGGUAUCGACCCAUCGUUAUACGAAGGAGUUCCUCAGGUUCCGAAGCUAGUGAAGCAGCCAGCUUCCCAAACCAACAGCGGCAGGUCAACACCGGUUCCUGUCAAGGAUCGACAAAAGCUGGGACUGGAGGGUGGGUCACGUAAACCAGAAGUUCGGGAGGCAAUGGUCGAAAGCAUCGGUGUUCUAUCACGUAUCCCCAGCUUUAUGGUUGAGCUUUUUGUCAACUAUGACUGCGAAGUUGAUCGGGCAGACCUGUGUGAGGAUAUGAUUGGACUGCUCUCUCGGAAUGCCUUUCCUGACUCCGCAACGUGGAGUACGACGAACGUUCCACCUUUAUGCCUGGAUGCCUUGCUUGGCUACGUGCAAUUCAUCUAUGACCGUCUAGACGAUGAGCCGGUGCAGGGAGACUAUCCUCCGCAGGAACGCCUUCGAAGCCAAAGACAAACUAAGAAACUUAUUAUCAAAGGAGCUUCAAUGUUCAAUGAAAACCCCAAGGCUGGUAUUGCCUACCUUACCGAACAUGGAAUCAUCGAAGACUCGAAAAACCCUGUCCUGGUUGCCCGCUUCCUGAAGGGGACUGGUCGCCUGUCAAAGAAGGUAUUGGGUGAAUUUAUUUCGAAGCGUGAUAACGAGGAAUUGCUUGGAGCCUUUGUGGAUCUCUUGGACUUCUCAGGGAGAAAUGUGGUUGAAGCCCUUCGAGAGUUGCUCAGCUCAUUCCGUUUGCCGGGUGAAUCACCCUUAAUUGAAAGGAUCGUGACAACCUUUUCGGAACACUACACCGAGAAGGCAAAACCAGAGGGUGUUGCUGACAAGGACGCUCUCUACAUCUUGACAUAUGCAAUUAUCAUGCUGAACACCGAGCUCUACAACCCUAAUGUUAAGUCUCAAAAUCGCAUGUCAUUCCCUGCUUUUGCUAGGAACUUGCGAGGAGUUAAUGGAGGCGGUGAUUUCACAGAAGAAUUUCUCCAGGAGAUUUAUGAUUCGAUCAAAACAAACGAGAUCAUUCUCCCCGAUGAACAUGAAAACAAGCAUGCGUUCGAUUAUGCCUGGAAAGAGAUGCUUUUGAAGUCCGCUGGCGCCGGCGAGAUGGUAGUGGGCGAGACCAACGUCUACGACGCGGAGAUGUUCGAAGCGACUUGGCGUCCUGUUGUCGCUACUCUGUCCUAUGUUUUUAUGUCCGCUUCCGAUGAUGCUGUCUAUUCCCGAGUUGUGAAUGGUUUUGACCAAUGUGCCCAGAUUGCAGCUCGUUACGGGUUGACAGAGGCCUUUGACCGCAUCAUCUCCUCGCUGUCAUCUAUCAGUACCUUGGCAACCAGCAAGCCGCCAAGCACCGCACUCAAUACCGAAGUACAAGCUGGUCAAAAGAGCGUCAUGGUGAGCGAGUUGGCUGUUAAGUUUGGAAGAGAUUUCCGCGCGCAAUUGGCGACUGUUGUCCUCUUCCGAGUCCUGCUGGGCAACGAGUCUACUCCCAAACAAGGCUGGGAGCAUGUUACUCGCAUUCUCAGCAAUUUGUUCAUAAAUUCUCUCAUUCCACCAUUUGACUCCCAGCUCACAGCUGAGCUGGAAGUUUCUCCCAUUCCUCUGCAACCGCCGUCACAGGUCGUCGAUCGGGACGGGCGAGGAAACGACAGCGGCUUAUUGUCUGCGUUUACAUCCUACCUCUCAAGCUAUGCUGCCGAUGAUCCACCCGAGCCCUCUGAUGAAGAGCUGGACAAUACUCUAUGCACAGUGGAUUGCGUAACUUCCUGCUCGAUUCCCGAAAUCCUGAUCAAUAUCAAAUCACUUCCCAUUCCUUCACUGCAAACGCUCGUGGAGGCAUUGUUGUCUCAGCUUCCCGAAGAUAACGCGCCUGCUGUGAUUGUGGUGAAGCCGGAGCGACCAAGUCCCGUGAUAAGAAAUUCAAAUAGCCGGGUUGAUCCAAAUCAACCCAAGUAUGAUCCUUCGAUGAUAUUCGUGCUAGAGCUGGCGACUAUUCUUACCCUUCGUGAUGAGAAAACUCUCGAAUCUCUCGGCGAAACACUAGCGACUACUCUUCAGAACCUGAUUCGCGACGCGAAGAAUCUGCACCCACUAACUGUGUCCCGAAUCGUUUCGUACCUGCUCAAUCUACUACGUCUGAGUCAUGACCAACACUUCUUGCGAGUUCCUGUUGUUCUUCACGCCAUUUCCGGGUACGAUCAGGAUAUAUUGGACAUUGUGGCUGUAUCAACUGUCAAGGGACUCUCGAGGUGCAUUGCGCACCCCGGACGCCUGAGGAACGAAAUUACUAUCUCACCCGAUUUCUGGUCAAUCUUGCAAAGAUUGCACCAGCAUGAAGAGGCCGGUCCUAUGGUGUUUGAAUUGCUUCGGAGCAUUAUUGACUCAAUGCCGGAUAUCGUCACAGCGGACAAUUACGAGUCUACUGUCAGCCUGGCGAAUGACUUUGUUAGUGCAGGACACGUAGGCUCUCUGGACGAGCGACAGAGAGAUGCCCAGGGACGGCGGAUCAAGGGUAUCAAGCAGCCCAAAUCUAGUGCCAGUGAGAACCAAGUCGUAAAACGCGGCACCAAAGCCAUUGGCCUGAUUUAUCAUCUAACUGGGCGGGUCCCUACGCUCAUCAAACAGUCUCACCUGGAAGCGCGCGAGGCCUGGGCGGCAUAUUGGUCUCCUAUCUUUCAGUCUCUGAGAAGUCAAUGCACCAACCCUUGUCGCGACAUUCGCCACAAUGCCGUGUCCACAUUGCAACGCGCUCUUUUGUCGGCCGAGUUGAUCUCCAGCGAUGACAAGGAGUGGACAAGUAUUUUUGACGAGGUUCUUUUCCCGCUGGUCUUGCAUCUUCUCAAACCCGAGGUCUAUCACUCUGAUCCCAUUGGAAUGGCCGAGACUCGGGUCCAAGCGGCCACUUUGGUAUGCAAGAUUUUCUUGCGCUUCCUCGACCAAUUGCCAAACAAAGAAGGCAUGCUUCCUCUCUGGUUGCGAAUCCUGGAUAUCCUCGAUCGGAUGAUGAAUAGCGGUCAAACAGAAAGCUUGGAGGAAGCGAUUCCCGAAAGCCUGAAAAACAUUCUCCUUGUGAUGGCCGACGGAGGCUAUCUUGUUUCACCGUCUCAAGAUCCGAGCAAAGAGGAAAUGUGGAACGAGACUCGCAAGCGUCUGGGUCGUUUCCUGCCCGAUCUCUUCUCUGAGAUCUUCCCAGACGCAGGCAAGGCGCCAGAGAAGUCUCAGCCAAGCUCUGUUAUCUCAUCUCCACCUCAGCCAAGCAGUGAGGCUGGAAAGAAAGGUGAGGAGGCGGCUCCCGCGUCGAACGAAGCCGGUGAAGUUGUCCAAGAGGGUGAACGCUCCGAGAAGGCCCCACCUUCUGACGAUGAUUGCACCUCGUCCUAA